Messenger RNA from Prorocentrum cordatum, 2181 nucleotides. The record is from the annotation of a GenBank genome assembly. Lineage: Eukaryota; Dinophyceae; Prorocentrales; Prorocentraceae.
AUGGCGCGCAGGGAGGGCGCCGCGGAGGUCACGGCCCGGCUGGCGGGCGGGCCGGAGGUGCUGGCAGCCCGUGCCGCGACGCCUCCCGAGAGGCCACAUUCGCAGCGGCGCGGCAGCAGGCAGUCGGCCAACACGGCGGAGGGCUCGCUGUUUUCCGGUACCGAGUCUGGACUCGCGGAGUCCGCUGCCGCUCCCGACGCCCUGCCGCCUGCCGGGCAGUCGGCGGCGGCCGUGCGCUCGAGCGAGGACGGCGCCGCCGUGGCGGAGCCCUUCAGCUCCGAACUGGCGCCCCUCAACAUCAACUUCUCCGCCGCGACCAUCAAGGCGCCCUCCGUGUCCCUGGCGAACGUGAUGCCCGCGCCGAAGGUCCUGGACGAGGAGGAGCAGGCGAGGCUGAAUGCCAAGCUGAAGGCCGCGGCCAAGGGUUCGGCCAAGUCGCGCGGCCGCAUUCGGGGGAAGCAGAGGCGCCAGCCUGGAAAGGCAGCGGCGGCGGGGGAGGAAGAGGAUGCAGGCGCGCAGAAAUUCAUCGAGGUCGAGUUCGCCGUGGGCGAGUCGCCUCUAGGCAUCAGGCUGGACUGGUCCAUGGCCCUCCCAGUCAUCGUUGACAUCUUGCCCGAGUAUCCUGCAUCGUUCCGCUACGACCUGCAGUCUGGCCUUGUCCUCGUGGGAAGCGCGAUGGACAGGGAGAUCCGGCCUGGCGACAGCGUCAUGGUGACGACCGACUUAUCCAAGAUGCUCCAGCUCUUCGAAGCCUCGGGCUGCACCUGGCAUGAAGCCAUGGAGGGCAUCAUGGGAACCGAGCAGAAGGUCUUGGAGGUGCGCGAGAGGGGAAGGAUCAUCGGGCUCACAGAGGUCACCCGGGACAGCGGGCAGCAGGUGUGGUUCUACCCCGCUGGCUGCUUCACGCUGCUGUCGCUGAUCCCGCCCGGGGAGCCGCGAGAGCGGGUCGAGGAGCGGCUGUCCGUUCGGCCGCUCGUCCUGUUCUUCGAGGCCCCAGACUGGGCGAGGCUCGAGGAGAACCUCGAGGCCCAGAAGCAGCGCAGCGUGGCCACGCCGCUGAAGAGCGCCCCGCCGCACGGCGACUCCGCGCUCAGGAAGGCCGGGAUGUCGCAGAUGCUCUAUGCGCCGGGUGGCAGGCAUGACCUCUUCAGCCUGAACCCCGAGCGCGCGCCGCUCACGCGCUUCAACACUCGCCUCGAACCGGCGCUCUCCACGGCGACCUCGCUGCCACAGCUGGUGCGCUCCACGAGCGAGACGUCGCUUCUCCUCCAUAGCGGGAGCAUCGACGCGGGAACAAGGACGCACUUCGCCCCGCAGAGUGCUGCACAGACCCUGUCGCCGUGGCAGGUGCAGUCCUCGGGCGCCGGGUGGCGCUCGCGCGCCGGCGCCGCCACGCCUCCGGGCUCGGGGUACGACUCGCCGGCCCUCGCUCUGUCGGGGAGCCUUGCCACUGGCGCCCCGCUGCGGAGCCACGAGCCGGACCCCUGCUACGAGGAGGUCAUCCGGCGCGCGCCCGAGAGGCAGUACGGCCCGGGGCCCCCGAGCAGGUGGGCGCAGCGCCACGCCACGCAGCACACGUGCAGGCUCACCGACCUGGCGCUCGCGCGGCGCAUGCGCGACGCCUACGAGGUCGGCUUCCGCGCGUUCAAGUACCGGGACCCGCCGGGCAAGCAGUGGGAGACGGGGGACGUCGGGGGGCCGCUGAAGCGCGUGGUGCUCUCGGACGGGGCCGACUUGGCCACCUGCGACGUGUGCGGGGUGGCCCUCGCCUCGGCGGCGUCGCCGCCGGAGGCGGUGCAGUUCUUCUACUUCUGCAGGAAGUGCAAGAAGCACGGCCACCGCUUCGAGGUCUGCCUGAUGUGCCACGCCACGGAGGUGCUGCAGGCGGAGGGGAAGCACGCCGCCAGGAGCCUGCAUCCACACUGGCUGCGGUGCGAGCACCACGCGAUGAUCAGGUUCGGUGGCGCGAGCGUCGGCUACGUCGGCUUCCCGCAGCUCCAGAGGGCGUUCUGCGAUUACUGUGGCAAGCUCGUGAAGGAAGAAGGAGACAAGAACUUGCUUUACGUCUGCACGCGAUGCCCGAAAGAGGAGAACGGCCUUCGUUUCGAGCUAUGCCACUCCUGCGCGGUAAGUCUCUCGGAGUUUGGAAAAGGCAUCCGGCGGUUGUUCAGUAACAUUUAG